GGGGGGGGGGUCGGGGGGGUCCCGGCUGCGCCCCAGCCCGCGGCCCCUCGGGGAUGCGAGGAGGAUGGGGCCGACCCCGGGCGGGAGGAAGGGCGGGGUGAGGAUGGCGUGUGGGAUUCAAAACGCGGCCAAGCGCCGCUGCCGGGGCUUCGCUCGGGAAAAGCGUGCGGCUGCGAGGCGGGGGGAAGCCCCGCAAGGGCAGGUCCGCAGAGCUGUCGCUGCCGCGGUCGCUCGCAAUGAGCCGCUCUCGGAGCAGCGCCUCCCCACGUAGGUAAAUGCCCGGGGUGGGGAGGGGGCGGCCGGCUCUGCCUGGGCGCAUCUCCCCGCUGCAUCCCGCAUCCCUCCCCCGAGCCGAGCCACCCGGGAGGGGCUGGGCCGGGGGCUUCCAGCACGGAGCCGGGCAGCGGGGACACGCAGCCCCGAGCCGGGAGGGCUGGGGUUAUUUUUUUUUGAUGGUGGUUGUCAUUUGCGGUAUUUUUUAAUUUUUUUUUUUUUUUUUUUUUUUUUUUGCACCGAUCGGGAGGGGGGUGUGUGUGAUUUUGGGGAGGGUCAGGGAAGAGGAUGCAAUGAGGCUCCCUCGGACUGGGUGAUUUUUUUUGCAGCCUGCCUCCUCCUCCCCCAGCCUCCCCCCCCCCCCACCCCCACCCCCCCCGGUUUUGGCUGGUUCGCUUUCCAGUUGCUGCAUGAAGGGCUGUGCUUGUGGCGGUGUGUGCCCGCUCCCGGAGACGUGGCGCACCUCCCUCGGCUGAGGCCGCGGGGGGGGGGGGCCGGGCGAAGGGGAUCGGUUUUUAAUUAUUAUUUUUUUAUUGUUUUCUUUUUAAAUUAUUUUUUUAUUUUUUAAUUUUUUUUACCUGUCACAUCUGUCCUAGAAAAAUAAAAAAAUAAAACGGGCAGGGCGAGGGAGCCCGAGGCAUCCCCGGCACGGGGGGAGCGCGCGUGUGUGCGCGGGGGGUCCCCGCCGCCCCCCGCCGCCCCGCACCGCAGCGUGCGGGCGCCGAGCGCGAUGCGCCCCGGGCUCAGCUCUGCGGAAUAGCGCGGCCGCCGCUCGCUGUCCGCGGGCUGGGGGCGGACGGACCCGACCGCUGGCAAUUCCCUAUUGAUGUCCAUGAAUGCAAACACCAUGAUUUUCAUGAUCCUGGGCGCCUCUAUCGUUAUGGCAAUAGCUUGCUUGAUGGACAUGAAUGCGUUGUUGGACAGAUUUCACAAUUACAUCUUACCGCAUCUGAGAGGGGAAGACCGAGUUUGUCACUGCAACUGUGGAAGGCAUCAUGUCCAUUACGUUAUCCCGUAUGAUGGGGAUCAGUCAGUGGUGGACUCCUCGGAGAAUUACUUUGUGACUGACAAUGUAACCAAGCAAGAGAUUGAUCUGAUGCUGGGACUUUUGCUGGGCUUUUGUAUAAGCUGGUUUCUGGUGUGGAUGGAUGGGGUUCUCCAUUAUGCAGUGCGAGCCUGGAGAACUAGCCGACGGUAUGACAAUUCCUGGUCUUGGAUUCCAAAAUUUUGUAACUUAAAGGAGUUCAGAAAACGUCACCACAGGCAGUACGAGGAGGCGACUGGGAACAUGGUGCACAUCAAACAGAAGCUGUACCAUAACGGGCACCCUAGCCCGCGGCACCUCUGAGGAAUGCCUUCCCCUCCAGAGACUGCAGUGAGGUUUUAAAAAGGACUUUGCUCUUCUUCCAGGGGAACAGCUACUAGUUUGCUCCUCUAUGGAAGCCAGCCGAGGACACAAUUUUACUUACCCAUCCUGUGUGUCCCUGUGGCACACCACAAUGCACAACUAAGCCAGUCCUGGAUGCUACGCAGCCAAGACAUUGCACUGUGUUCCACAUUUUAUUGUCAGACUUGUGUAUAUAUGUAAAAAGCAGACAAAAACAAACAAAAAAAAAAAAAGAGAAAAGAGAUUUGCAUUAUACUUUCAACCCCCUUUUCCUGGCUUUCACGGCUGUCCUGCACAUCCAGCUACCCUACGGGGAAUGUUGGCCAAGGGUGUGGAGGUGGGACGACAUGAAGACAAUGCAGGUUCUCAUCCAAGACCUCAA
Molecule: messenger RNA, 2042 nt
Organism: Phalacrocorax carbo (great cormorant)
Lineage: Eukaryota; Metazoa; Chordata; Aves; Suliformes; Phalacrocoracidae
Source: RefSeq, a predicted model, not a curated record